Molecule: messenger RNA, 1427 nt
Organism: Ctenopharyngodon idella (grass carp)
Lineage: Eukaryota; Metazoa; Chordata; Actinopteri; Cypriniformes; Xenocyprididae
Gene: akr7a3
Product: aldo-keto reductase family 7, member A3 (aflatoxin aldehyde reductase)
Exons: 7
Coding region: 117-1184 (355 amino acids)
Molecular function (GO): oxidoreductase activity
Source: RefSeq, a predicted model, not a curated record
GGCAUUCCUCUGAACUGCCCUACGUUUAGGCACAAGUCGGGCACUUUCCCCACGGUCCCUCAGUCCACGCAUGUCCUUCGCCCUGGUAGUACUAUCUAGAUUACAGGAAAUUUACUAUGAUGAACUUUGCUGCCAUAAGAGGCUUGAGUGGAGCUCACCACAGUAUUCGUACAAUACAAAAACAGACAUUACACUUUCAACAACUCCGCAAAAUGUCUCAGUCCAAACUCCCCGUCACUCUGCUGGGUUCCAUGGCAUUUGGUGGACGCGCGGACGCGCACAUGAGCGCGAAGCUGGUGCAGGUGUUCUUAGAACGCGGGCACGAUGAGCUGGACACUGCAUACAUGUACAAUGAUGGGCAGGCAGAGACCAUCAUAGGAGACAUGCAACUUCCUAAAACAGUUCGAAUCGCGACUAAAGCAAACCCCUGGGAGGGAAAAACACUCAAACCAGAAAGUGUGCGGAGUCAGCUGGAAACGUCCCUGAAGAGGCUGCGCAGACAGUGUGUGGACAUCUUCUACCUGCACGCGCCGGACCACCAGAACCCCGUUCAACACACACUAGAGGCCUGCAACGAGCUCCAUCAGCAGGGCAAAUUCAAGGAGCUGGGCUUAUCAAACUAUGCAUCAUGGGAAGUGGCAGAAAUCUGCAGCAUCUGCAAACACAAUAACUGGGUGCUUCCUACUGUAUAUCAAGGCAUGUAUAAUGCAACCACACGACAAGUGGAGACUGAGCUACUGCCAUGUUUAAGAUACUUUGGCAUCCGCUUCUAUGCAUACAAUCCCCUGGCAGGUGGGCUCCUCACUGGGAAAUAUCACUAUGAAGAUAAAGACGGCGCUCAGCCCGCGGGUCGAUUCUUCGGGAACAGUUGGGCUGGUGCUUACAGGGACAGAUACUGGAAGGAGAGUAACUUCCAAGGCAUAGAUGGUGUACAGAAAGCUCUAGAAGCAGCGUACGGCUCAGAGAAACCCACCCUCACAUCAGCUGCUAUCCGCUGGAUGUAUCAUCACUCUCAUCUGAAGGGAGACCAGGGUGACGGGGUCAUUAUCGGGAUGUCCACCAUGGAGCAGCUGCGUGAGAACCUGACGGCAGCAGCAGAAGGUCCACUGAAACAGGAAGUCGUGGACGCUUUCAAACACGCCUGGGAUUUAGUGGCCCACGAGUGUCCCAAUUACUUCCGCUAGACAGCCCAUGACAAUUAGAGAGAAAAGAUAAUAAUAUGAAGCCUGAUUUAUAAGAACCAAUACAGAGAUUGCUUUAUUUUUCUAUGGUCAAGUGACAAAACAGUGAUAAAUUGAGUUGGACCAGCCUUCAGCUUCCUAAUAAACACAAUGACAAAAUCAAACCUCUUUCUGAGCUCACCAACACUUAAUGUAUUACAUUUUCCCCACGUUUACAUGAGAAUGCAAUAAAGGCAUCUUGAUGGA